Messenger RNA from Suillus bovinus, 1179 nucleotides. Its product is annotated as WD40-repeat-containing domain protein. Lineage: Eukaryota; Fungi; Basidiomycota; Agaricomycetes; Boletales; Suillaceae. The record is from RefSeq and is a predicted model, not a curated record. Bases 1 to 1179 code for a protein of 392 amino acids. Gene Ontology annotation, molecular function: protein binding. The transcript is spliced from 8 exons.
AUGUCGUUGCUCGAGUCUCCUUCAUUCGAGACAAUCUCCUCAGAAAUAAAGUCCACCGCUCACCCGGAUGGAAGCUACGUUCUUGCACUAACAUCGCUGGGAGAUUACUACGUCUCUUCUGCUUCUGCUCCGUCAAAUGCAAUUCAUCUUUUUGACAAGUCAUCCUUGAAAUGCGUUCAGACCCUCAAAGGCCACCAAAAGGCCAUCACAGCCUUGCGAACCGUUAGAAGUAUCGGUGGGUCUGAUAGGCACACACUCCUAUCUGCUGGUAAGGAUGGCUGUGUGAUUGCUUGGGAUGAACGUUCUGGUGCUCCGACCACACAAAUGACGACAUCUGGGAGACCUCGUGCCGUUUUGUCUUGUGAUGCUUCUCAUGAUGGCUUGACCGUUGCUGCGGGGACGGACCUACAGAAGGAGGACGCAUUUAUACUUUACUGGGACCCUCGAAACCCAGCUGUACCACUCCGUGUUCACAGUUCAACACAUUCGGACGACAUUACUGCAGUGCACUUUCUGAAAAAUUGCCCGUCUCCAACAUCUGGACAGAUCUUGCUAUCAGCUUCGACUGAUGGCCUGAUUAGCACGUCAAAUUCUGCGGAAGAUGACGAGGAUGAAGCAGUUCUGAACGUCGGCAGUUGGGGUUGUAGCAUAUCUCAAGCAGGAUGGAUCCGCGGCUCCGAUAUGGAGACAUUCAGCUGCUGGUCAGAUGAGCUUGACAUGUUGCAGAACUGUGACAUUCGCCACCCCUCCGUUCAUAGCCAUGGGCGAACUUGGGUUACCGACUACCUGAUAACAUGUCACAACACAAAACGGUCUGACAGCAACCUCGCUGUAUUUGUUGGUUCGAACGAGGGUGAUGUGGCCCUUCUCUCGAGCUCAGAUGUGACAGACUCAUCUGCACCAUGGACAAUCAAUUCGGUAUGGGCCAAGGGACACACUGGUGUUGUCCGUUCAGUCUUCUGGGAUGAAAACCAUGAAAUUCUUGUCACGGGAGGCGAGGAUUCAAAGAUAAGUACAUGGCGUUGCUCUAUCCCCAGGCAAUUUUCGGGGUCCGAUAAAUUUGCGCGAGAUGAAGGUGCAAUGGAUAUGGACUCCACCGUGACUACCCUGAAAAGAGAGUGCGAUGACGAGAUGGAUAUCUCCGAGAGUGGGCCAGAGGGUAAAAAAGUAAAGAGGUAA